Molecule: messenger RNA, 1521 nt
Organism: Punctularia strigosozonata HHB-11173 SS5
Lineage: Eukaryota; Fungi; Basidiomycota; Agaricomycetes; Corticiales; Punctulariaceae
Product: alpha/beta-hydrolase
Exons: 2
Coding region: 1-1521 (506 amino acids)
Source: RefSeq, a predicted model, not a curated record
AUGACCAUCACCCAUGUCGAUCCGCAGGCUUUGCUUUACGUGCUCUCGCAUCCCAAGGAGUCAGAGACCGAGUUCCAUGACUGGUACAACAACGAACACGGACCGGCUAGAUUGUGCCUCCCGUAUUUCAGUAACGGGUACCGAUACAAGGCCAACGACGGUCAGACUCCGGAAUGGCUAGCCACAUACGACAUCGAAGACGUCAACAAACUGGAGGAGGAGUCAUAUAAGCAGCUCAGGGAGUCACGCUCAGAGCGGGAGACCCGUGUUAUUGAACAAGAAAUAGAGAUCCUCGACAGGAGAAUGUACACACUGGUAUCGUCAAGAGGAACGGCGGUGCCGGAGCCUGGGUCAAUACUCGUUGCGGUGGCUAUAGACGUUGAAAACGAACACGAAGAGGAUUUCGACCGAUGGUAUGAAGAGGAACACAUUGACCUAUUAUCUCAAGUGCCUGGCUGGCAGCGCACCCGUAGAUUCAAGCUCUUCUCGGCAACUGGUGAAGGUACCCCAGCACUCAAGCACCUCGCCCUUCACGACUACCGCGCCCACAACGGCCUUGAUGGGCCAGAGCACGCCCGCGCGACAUCGACACCCUGGCGCACGCGGGUCAUGAAUACCGUGCGCGCGUCGUACCGCCGUACCUACGCACUUUCCUACAUCUUCUCCCCGGGCGCGCGCGACCUCAGCACGUCCCCCGUAAUCGACUCCAUCGUCCCGUCGCACGACGGUACCAGCCUUCACUACCUUCUCGAAGGAAACCCGGAUCCCGACGCGCCAACGCUCGUCUUCUCCAACUCGCUCAUGACGGACCUGCGCAUGUGGGACGCGCUCGUGGACCUCAUAAAGGCGCAAUUUCCACAGUACCGCCUCCUGCGCUACGACACGCGCGGCCACGGACGCUCCAUGCUGCUACCGGACGUACCCGCAGAUUUUGACGCCCUAGCCGACGACAUCGCGGCGCUGCUCCGCUCCAUUCGUGUCUCCAAAGCGCAUGCGGUCAUCGGGGUGAGCAUGGGCGGAGUCACUGUGCUCAAUUUCGCCUUGCGCCACCCUGACAGGUUGAAUUGUUUCGUCGCGGCGGACUGCAAUGUCGCCUCCUCACCGGCAAACAGCAAGGCCUGGGCGGAGCGCGUCCAGCUCGCAGAGGAGCGGGGAAUGUCGGCCCUCGCCGACUCGACCGUCCAACGGUGGUUCACUCCCUCUUCCGUAUCCACGUCGCCCCCCGCCUUGGAUGACGUGCGCCGUCAAAUCUCAGAGACUCCACUGGCAGGGUUCAAGAGCGGAGCCGGCGCACUAUCGGACUACGGCCUGAGAGGGAGGCUGGGCGAGCUUCAGGUACCUGGUUUGUUCGUGGUAGGGGCUGAAGAUGGCGCGUUGCCGGCGGCCAUGGGGGAGUACGUCGCGAGUGUGCCUACAUCCGUCGGGCUGGUGCAGAUACCGGAGACGGGUCAUCUGCCGAUGGUGGAGAAGCCCGCAGUGUUUUUAGACGCGAUCCGGCCCUUUUUAGUCGCUCAAACCUGA